Messenger RNA from Polyodon spathula (Mississippi paddlefish), 707 nucleotides. RefSeq names its product 39S ribosomal protein L14, mitochondrial-like. The record is from RefSeq and is a predicted model, not a curated record. Gene Ontology annotation, molecular function: structural constituent of ribosome. Gene Ontology annotation, cellular component: ribosome; mitochondrion. The transcript is spliced from 3 exons. Bases 91 to 531 code for a protein of 146 amino acids. Gene Ontology annotation, biological process: translation. Lineage: Eukaryota; Metazoa; Chordata; Actinopteri; Acipenseriformes; Polyodontidae.
UCAGGGUUUGCGCGGCGAGAUGACGCAAUCCGCCUUUCUCAUACUGUUCUUGCCUAUAUCUUUUUCGACUUUGCACGUUCACAGGUUCACAUGGCACUGUUAAGAAAAGGACUGGGGUUAUUGCUGACGCAUGCAUCUGGAAAACCACAGCAGCUGCCUUUCAGCCAUUCUGCUGCCUGUGCAGCCAUUCAGAAAAUGUCCCGAGUGCGUGUGGUAGACAACAGUCCGCUGGGGAACACUCCCUACCAUCGACCUGCCAAAUGCAUUCAUGUCUAUAACAAAACUGGGGUUGGCAAAGUGGGGGACAAAAUUCUACUGGCCAUCAAAGGACAGAAGAAAAAAGCCCUCAUAAUUGGCCACAAAAUGCCUGGCCCCAGAAUGAUGCCACGAUUCGAUUCCAACAACGUCGUUCUCAUCGAGGACAAUGGAAACCCCACAGGGACAAGAAUCAAGGUGCCUGUGCCCUCCAGUCUACGCAGGCUAGAAGGAGAGUAUUCCAAAGUGUUGGCUAUUGCUCAGAAGUUUGUGUGAUGAACUGGGACUGCAGCCAGUCUAAUCAGGCAACAUUUACAUGCAUUUUUCUGUGUUAAAAAAAAGAUUUCACUUUUAUUGAUGUAAUCAAUCCCCAAUGUAACAAUAUAUUAAUGUUAUAAGUCAUUUUAUAAUAAUUACUAUUUCAUUGUGAUUAUUAGGGGCACAUUAAAAAU